GAAGGACACAGGCGGCGUGGCUGGUCAGUGUUGGUCGCGAUGGAGACGAUGGCAGCUGCCUUCCUCAUCCCAUUUCUCCUGCUUUUAUCCUUCUCCCCGACCAUCUCCCCGCAGGAAUGGAACACCCAGGAUUACAUGAAGCGAGAGCACUCCCUCGUGAAGCCCUACCAAGGAAUGGGGACUUCUAUACCAUACUGGGACUUCCUGGGUAACACUAUGGUUACCAACAAUUAUAUUCGUUUGACGGGAGAUGUCCAGAGUGUGCGAGGAGCUGUUUGGAAUAAGGUUCCGUGUUUCGUGCAAAAUUGGGAGAUGCAGAUUCAGUUCAAAGUCCACGGUCGGGGGAAGGAUUUGUUUGGUGACGGAUUUGCCUUUUGGUAUGUGAAAGAUCCCAUGGCUGAAGGUGAUGUUUUCGGCAGCAAGGAUUUCUUCACUGGAUUGGGGGUUAUUGCCGACACCUACAGCAACCACAAUGGCCCACAUAAUCACGGUCACCCAUACAUUUCUGCGAUGGUGAACAAUGGUACUCUCCACUACGACCAUGACCGAGACGGAACUCAUACGCAGCUCUCUGGAUGUGUGGCGAAGUUCAGGAAUUUGGAUUAUGACACUUACCUGUCAAUCAGAUACAAGCAUGACACAUUAACAGUUUCUAUAGACAUCGACAACAAGAGAGCGUUUAAGGAGUGCUUUACGGUGGGCGGAGUCAUAUUACCCACCGGAUACUACUUUGGCGUAUCGGCUGCCACUGGGGAUCUUAGCGAUGCCCACGACCUAAUAUCAAUGAAAUUAUAUGAUAUUUCCACCCCGGAUGAUGAUAUCCUUCAAGACCGAGCCAAUGUAAUGCCGUCUGCCUCAUUUUUUGAGCCACCAAGAGACCACGUUGACGAUCCAAAACCCUCCGAGUUGUCGACUUGGAAAAAGAUUCUUCUCCUCAUUUUUGGAGUGAUUGCAAUCUGCGGCUGUGUCUUCAUUGGGGGCCUGUUCUACGUUAAACAGAAAGAGCAGCAGCGAAAGCGGUUCUACUAGAAGUUUGAUGUUUCCUUUCGAAUAGGGGAAAAUAUUUUUAGUGAGAGUGAGAGUGACUGCAAAAGUGUUUUUUAACCAAUGUUAUUCAUGGAAGUCUUUUAGUUGAUUUUUAGCAUUUUUUCUUUUUCUUUCCAUCCUUUAUGAUAAAAAAAGAUUAAAGAAUUUGAGAGUUACCAAACAGUUUUAAGUUGAGAACUUAGUAAUUGACAAAAGGCAUUAUCCUUUUUAUGGUUGAAUGAUGUUCUGAAAGUUUCAGUGUAAAAAGUCAGUCAUAGUUAUUCUGAAUGCAUUUUUACUCUAGUGAUCUUGAGUGAUAUAUAAAGAUGUAUAGGUGAUAUAUGGCUCAUCGUUCUGAAAAUUGUCACAAAAGAUGACAGAUCCAGACCGUUUUUUGUACGAGUUUAGGAAGUUUUGGAAUUUGUAUCAAUCUUUAGAAGUAACAUGUGUGCAAGUUGAAUGAUUUUUGUAAAAUGCAUAAUGAAUUUGUAAUAUAAUGUAUAUUUAAUUUAUUGGUGUUAAAUCAGUCAAAUUGUGUAAGGUUCUUACACAGACUUAAAUUACCAAAUGACGAAGAAAUGUACUCUUCUAAAGUGCAGUUUGUCGUAAUACAAAGUUUGAUUAGCACAAUGCUGGAGUUCUUAAAGAUGAACUCUGUGCAGAGAGGAGAAUGUAAACCCUACCAUAUCUUUUUUUUUUCUUCUUCUUCUUCCUUUUCUUGUGAUAAAAAGGAUUUUUUUCCUGCUCAGCAUUAUUUGAGAUUUGUCCCAUACUUGUUGAUAAUGUUUCCUCAUUGUGAAUAUAUCCUAAUUCCCUGAUCUUUGUCUUUUUUUUUUUUUUAUUAAAGCCACAUUUUUGUAAGGUUAUGGGAGAUUUAGUUAUAUUGAGUGUGUGUUUGUGUGUAGAUAUAUUCAUGAUUUUUUUUUUUUUACUUUUUUUUCCCCUCUGUCUUUCUGUCCCAUUACAUUGAGUUUUUGAAUUCAACUGGAGUGAAUGCUUACAAAAUCAACCUGUCAUUUGCUCAUUGUAGCUAUACUACCAUACCUUUGUGUUAUUCAUGUAAUCGUUUAAUAAUUUUGAAUUGUUUAGUGAGACAUCAAUUUUACAAUUAUUUUUACAAGGUCUGAAUUUUUUUCUUACGAGAGUGUUGGGUGCAUGGUUCCUGUACGAGCAGCAAGUUAAAAAUGUGUCAAUGUCCAUUAUAUUAAGGCCAAUGAUAAUCCCUUUUUUUUUCAAAUAUAUAUUAUUGGUAACUGAGGUCUAGUCAGUUCAUAAUAAGGAUACACACUCAUUUGUAAAAGACGUUUUAGUGCAUGGUUUGCUAGCAUUUUUGAAUUUAUUUUAUCGUAUUCCAUAAAGAAAAAUUUUGAGAGAAAAGAAAGGUAUUGGGUAAAGCAAGCCUUCUUUUUUAUUUUACUCUUCAGUACUUCACUAAACAAUGCCAAAAUUAUCAGUUUGAUAAGACAAGUGUAUAUUUUAAUAAAACUGGAUUUAU
Messenger RNA from Penaeus vannamei (Pacific white shrimp), 2521 nucleotides. Its product is annotated as vesicular integral-membrane protein VIP36. Lineage: Eukaryota; Metazoa; Arthropoda; Malacostraca; Decapoda; Penaeidae. Gene Ontology annotation, biological process: endoplasmic reticulum to Golgi vesicle-mediated transport. Gene Ontology annotation, cellular component: endoplasmic reticulum membrane; Golgi membrane; endoplasmic reticulum-Golgi intermediate compartment. Gene Ontology annotation, molecular function: D-mannose binding. The record is from RefSeq and is a predicted model, not a curated record.